This is a messenger RNA of Fulvia fulva, 513 nucleotides long. RefSeq lists its product as uncharacterized. The transcript is spliced from 2 exons. NCBI's taxonomy places the organism in Eukaryota, Fungi, Ascomycota, Dothideomycetes, Mycosphaerellales, Mycosphaerellaceae. The coding region runs from base 1 to 513 and encodes 170 amino acids. The record is from RefSeq and is a predicted model, not a curated record.
AUGGCGUCCACCACCAGCAAGCCGACACUGUUGACGCUGCCUCGGGAACUCCGUGACAUCAUCUACGAACACGUCUUGACGCCACGCGACAACACCGAUAUCAACCACCUCACAGGCACCUUUGGUCCUAAUCACACAGUCAUCAAAGCUAGAUCGAACAGCCCUGGAAUGCUUCUGGUAUGCAAACAGGUUCGCGCCGAGUGCAUCGUACCAUACCUCCGUUUCAGCUCUUUCAAAGCCCCGUGCUCCGAUCUGGCGCGAACAUGGCUUGUAUCUAUGCCGCCACACUACCACAAGCACAUUCAGGAGCUUUGUGUCGACUCGAUGUUCACGUUCUGGUACAGAGGUCGUCAGUUGAUCCUGAAUACCCUCACAGAAUGGCAACGCAGCUGGUUCCAUGAUGCGGGUGUACAGCUGGGCAACGGCGUACUGAAGGCUCGUUGCCGUGGUCCGAAUAACGAGAUGGUCGCUUUUGGGAGUAUGGAAGAACUCGAGAGAAAGAAGACGUGGUAG